Messenger RNA from Agelaius phoeniceus (red-winged blackbird), 903 nucleotides. It is a transcript of the gene CDCA8, whose product is annotated as cell division cycle associated 8. Gene Ontology annotation, biological process: mitotic sister chromatid segregation. NCBI's taxonomy places the organism in Eukaryota, Metazoa, Chordata, Aves, Passeriformes, Icteridae. Gene Ontology annotation, cellular component: chromosome passenger complex; chromosome, centromeric region; spindle midzone. The record is from RefSeq and is a predicted model, not a curated record.
AUGCCCCCCGCCAAGAAAAAGGGCAGCUCCAGCGCCCGCCGCCGCAAAAUGGAGGCGUUCCUCCAAGACUUCGACAGAGAAGUGGAGCGGCGGCUGAAGCGGAUCGAGGCGGACGGGGAGCGCAUGGUGCAAGAAGUGGAGCACAUGUACGACAUGGCCAUCCUGCGGCUGCCGGCCGCCAUCCGCGAGAUGAACUGGCUGGAGUUCUUCGCUCUAGCAAGAGGUGAAAACACGCCGGAGGAUGUGGCUAAGGCAGACAUGGAAAUAACAAAAAUCCGCAGGCUGAGCGCAGACAUCAUUGAUCCCCUGUUGGAUGUUGCUGAGAAAGUGAGUAAGAUCAAAAGGAGUGUUGAAGCUGAUGAGGAAGCAGAGCCUCCAUCACUUCCACGGCAGAAGAGAUCUCGGCUUGCCAGCCAGUGUUCCACAGAGGCUGAGGGUGGGGAUGCAAGGACUGCCAAGGUGAAGGCAUCCAGCAAAAAACCACCCGUGGCCAGAAGACCCCCCUCAGCAAGUGUGAAGGGCAUGAGCAAGAGAUCAAGCAAGAACAGCUUCAUCACCCCAGCUUCUGGCAGAAUGGUUGAUAUGUGUGCUCGGGGAGGCACCUCCAUGGUUACACCCAGAUUUGAUCCCAGGGUGUUCAAGACGCCGGGGCUGCGCACUCCCGCCAUCAACGAGCGCAUUUACACCUUCUCUGCCAAGGGCAGCCCCCUGGCCGAGCCCGAGGACGUCGUGCUCACCCUGCCCCUCGGUGGGGGAGAGAGCAUACGUUUGACAGAAAAGGAUCUGACCAAGAAGAAUUUUCUUCAGCUGAACCCCAAGGCCCAAGGGCUCAUGCAGAAGCUGUCAGUUUGUCUCACACAGGCUUGCAACGAGGCAAAAAUGCCCCAAGAUGGAAGUCAGUGA